AAAUACAAAUAUUUUGGAAAGCAAUCUAAAAAUAAAAAUUAUUGCUGGCAAAAAACUGCAUAAGACUUCAAUUCAAGUACUAUAGGCUGUGUAAGUACCAAGUAUGUAUAAACUAAACAAAAUAUACAUUGUUUUGAAUAACAGGGUAAUUGGAAACCUAACUUAUAUUUUAGUCCAGAGAUGCCACAAGUUUACGCUUAAAAUAUGAAAUAUACUUUUUCGUCGUAUAAAUUAUUAUUUGGUAGAAAAUAUAUUGUAAUAACUAUUUAAUAAGUUAUUCUGCACUUUAUUCAUCAAAUAGCUUUACUAAUUUACUCCGACAUGAAAAACCGAAAAUUAUCAAUUUUUUCUUAACUCGUGCUAUCGACGAAUAAAUGCGAUUGAAAAACUGGGCCAUAAUGAAAUGAAUGAACUUGAGAGUUGACUCAAUGAGUUGAUGAUUCGUGAUAAGGAGAACUGUUUAAUUUAAUGAACUGGCAACUUAAGAAUUGACUCACCAAAUCAACUCUUCAAAAUGAACUGAUUCAUGGUAUUGAGUUGAAAAUCUCAUCACUAACAACUAAUAAAACGUUCUACACUACAAUACUAUUUUAAAAUAAGAUUACAUCAUUAUAACAUUACUAUUAGCCAACCGCAUCAAAGAAUACGACCAUCUCUCACUAAAAUUAUUCACUUUAAGAACCAGUAAAAAUUCAACUUAAUAAUAUUAAAUUUGAUACUUGUACAGUAUGAUCAUAUUAAUAAUUAAAUGAGUUAUUACAAUUAUAUAUAUAGACGUUUUAAACUAACAAUAAAAAUAAAAAAGUCAACUAUGAAAAUAUAUUAGAUAUAAUAUUAUGAUUAAUGAUAUUAACACCAUUAAAAUAAAUUAUGUUUCCAUAGUAAUUUAUCAAAAUUCAAAAUUAAAAUAUAAACGAAAUUUAUGUUUUGGUUUCUAACACCCAACAUUAUUUUGAUUUCCAAUUUUCCAAACAUAAUUUAGGUCUAUUAUUAUUUCAUAGAUCUGUGACAAGUAAUAGUUUGCUAAAAUAAUGACUUAUCAUGAAAUACUAUAUUAAUAAUAUAUUUUUUUCCAUGACUGUCUGAUAAUAGGCUAUGUUAUUGUACAUAGUACAAGUGCAACACCGUAUAUAUAUAAUGACAAAACUGAUGUGAUUAUACUGUACACCACAGUCUGAUCGAUUAUUACCUCAGUUACUCUAUAGACAAGGCCAGUGUAUGGUAUAACCCAUUAAUAAUAAUAAUAUAUUAUCUAUAUUAAAAUUAUUUAUCUUAAUAAGGAAAUAAGGUAUGUUCUCUGUUCUUUAAGCUACACUGAAUAAUAAAAAAAGAUAAAAAUAAUAAUAAAAUAAAAAAAAGGUUGAAAACUGUCAACUGAACUCCAGGUGUAUAAAACCAGGCGAUGAUUUUUUUUUUUUGUUUGUUUAUGUAACGAAAAACCCAAUGAUAAAAAAUAUUUGACCAUCUCUAAUACUCGUUCUACAUAUAUGCAUAGGCUAACAUGACGGAGAGAGAAACGAUGGUUCUCUAUUUCUGUGCGAUAGGGAAUGUAGUAAAAUUCAGGCAAGAUACUAGCGAGUGGGAGAGAGCGGUUAAGGGUAGUAUCAAUUAUGUUAGCUAACAGAUUUUUAUGGAAUGCCUUAUGUUUAAUUACGAAUUAUACGUAUAUCUUAAUUUAUGUGUUUAAUAUCUAUGAUUUUAAACGACAAAUGUAGGUAGCAUAGACCUAUUAACAAAGUUGUUAAUAUGGUAGGUAGGUAGGUAUUUACUAUUUAUAGUUUGUCCCACAAGAGAUCAGGCCGCUUCUGCGCAUAUAUAACGUUAAAACUGACUUUGAGUAUCGACAGGCGGGUAAUUGACGGGCAUAGUAGUGGCGUGGGGAUGGGCGUCAGCAACUGGUUUUGGUUGAUAAGUAGCCCGAUCUCUCGUGGGACAGACUAUAGUUUAAAUGGUAUUUUUAGUUUUUGAUAUUUGGCAACAUUGGAAACCUUGGGAUUUAUGAUCUGUUUUUAUCAACUCUAUCUAGUCUAUCAUUAUAACUUGUAAUCAACUUGAAAAUAGAAAUUUCCCUUGCUCAUUCAAAAAUUUAUUUUAAUAUUUCAAAAACAAAUGUCUUAAGAAAUGUUAGGUUUCAGUCUUAUUUUUACAACUGUUAAACUUAAUAUUCUCAAAUGAUUGAAUGUGUUCACGAAAGAAAAAACAAUAUGUUUUGCUCUAGCACUAAGCUAGAUGUUGAUCUUGUCGGUAAGACUUAUAUUUUUAUAACAUCAUUUAUUUUUUAAAUAAUACUAUAUAUUUUUCAUUUGAAUAUAAACUGUUCAAUAUAUAAAACAAAUUCAUGUAUUUAAAAAUAUUUAUUUUUAUAGCUUAGGUCAAUUUGUUACUAUAAGGUAUAUAUAUAUAUAUAAAUUUUCUUUCAUAUGACCAUCGUAAUUGGUUAACUUUUAUUGAAAUUAAAACUACAAAAAAAAAAAUAGUUUUAUUAAGUUUUAUUUUUUUAUAAAACUUAAUAGCAGGGUAUAAAUAACUUAAUCAUAUGGUAUUAACAUGCAUUAACAAAAAAAAAAAAAUACAAAUAAUAUUCUAAACAUGUGAUCAUUAACAAUGCCAGCAGGGACUCUUAAACAUUAGGUGAAGUUAAACUUGAAAUUAUUGUUUGUAUAAUGUCCUAUAUACUUAAGAUAACAGUUUUAUUCCUAGGUUUGUCAACCAUCUCAGAGCAUCUGGGCUCUCUUUAUGUAGCUGUUCGGUACCACCGAUAAAUUUUGUUGUUGGGCACUCAUCAAUUAUAUGUUGAAUCGACUGUACUUUACCACAGGUGCAUAGCGAGGAUUCAGUCAUACUCCAUUUAUGCAGUAACUCGUUGCAUCAAACAAAUAACAACUAAUUAUAAUAUUCAUCACAAUAUUUGAUACAUUUGUGUGUUUAUUCAUAAAUGUGAUUGUUUUUUGGGAAAUGAUAAUAUAGCCGGAAGAUGUUUUGAAUCAAUUAGCAGUAAAACAUGAAAAAUAUGUUUGCUGUAAAUUAACAAUGAAAUAUUUUAAUACUCAAAUGUAGUAUAUGUAUACCUAUCAAUUGAUUCAUUUUAUUUUUUCGAUUUAUACCACUGAAUCUGGUGCUUAAAUGUCUCAAUAAGAGUACCUAUACCAAAACAUUGACUGAAAACAUAAAAAAAGAAACUGUCCUAGGAUAAGGGGAACAGGUGCAGCCAUUGUUAUAUGUGAGAAGUUGGGAAGGUAGUAGAGGGGAAAUGUUAUGUAUAUCUGUAAGGAACAAUAAACCAUUACUAACUAAAAAAAAAAAAAGAUUCUGAGCGAAGUUCAGUUGAUAAUUUUGCUUUGUCAACAAUAUAUGUCAUAUUAUGGUAAAAUAAUUACAUAUGCAUUAUUUAUAUAUUUUCUUUAAUAUUGUACCUAUUUUCCUGUUUUUCCCAUAUUUUUUCUUGGUUUUUCCAAUUUAUUGGGUAAAUCAAAAAAAUGAUCUCUUUAAAAUGCCUCUCCAAUCAGAUUUUCUUUUAGAAAAACUGUUAUCGUUGUAAAUCGAAUUAAAAUUUCUAGUAGAAAAGGGGUUUACCGACAAAAAAAAAAUAAACGUCAUUGUAAAACCAAUACAUUCUUUGUUCCAUACUGAAUCUGAAACUGUAAUAAUAGUAUAAUUCAUACUUCAAACCCCCUUCCUCAUUACAUAAUCCUGGCUAUGCCACUGGUGCUUUUUGAAUCCUUUUUAAAGUAUAUAUUCCUGAAAAAUUGAGAAUGAGUGCACAAAACCAAACAGUAUCAACCCGACAGUCAGACAUCCUUGGACCACCCUGCCCAUCAUCAAAAAGUCCUUUUCAGGGUUACCUUACUAAAAUCACUCAAAGGUGUAGGAACACAUUAGAUAUAUGCAUAUAAAUUAUACAAUUAUAAUACCUAUAUAAAUACCCAUACACAAAAAUGUAUACAUAGGUACAAUAUAAUAUCAUUAAUAAUAUUAAAUUUUAUUUUUAAGACUUGAAUAAUUAUUUAAUACCAACUAUGUCUUAUUUACAGGCAGUUUAGCACACAGUGCUAGUGUUAGCAGUGACAUUUCUAGUCGUACCAAAAUGGAUAUUGUUUGUGUUAUAGAUGUAGUACAGACUAAUAAUUUGGCACAUCGUAGAAGAGCUUUGGAAGAAGUUAGACAAGUAUCUAUGCUGGUUAAUGCAAACUUAUCCAUUAUUUCGGUAAUAAUAUUUAUAUUUUAUAUUGAUUUUACUUAUCAUAUGAAUCUUAAAUUAACUGUAGUUUGGUUAAAUUUUAGUUUGAAAAAUUAGAUUUUUGGGAAACUGUUGAAUUAGAUACAUUUUAUAAUGCAGAUGUAGCCAUUGUAGAUUUAUCAAUACAGUUUCAACAAAGUUCAUUGUUUUAUCAUUUGGGAUUACGUGAAAGUUUUGAAAUGAAACAAAAUAUUUUGUUAUAUAAUGAUCUUGAUACUGAAGUCACAUUACGACUUAAGGUAUGUAAAUGUAAAUGUGUGUAUAAUUUUUUAUGAAUUUUUUAAAACACUAUUCACAAUACAAUUUGUUUCAGUCGUCUUGUGGUUCUUAUACAUUUAUUUCAUAUAAAUUAGCUGAUUGUGGAAAUUGUCUCACCACUAAUACUUCAUUUCAAGACGAAAACAGUACUUCAGCUUUUGAACCCAGAGUACCGAUUACAGAAAAAUUAACAAAAUUAUUGAAAGAUGUUGAAAUUCAAACCAAGUAAGAUUUUUUUUCCUCAUUUUAUGAGUAAAUAAGGUUUAAUUUUAUUAGCUAUACUUGUUAACAGAUUAAAUUUCAAAUUUUAAUUUUAAUUUUAUAUAGAGUUCAUAUUAAAGAGAAAUUUCUAUCAGAUUUAAGAAAAGCUAGAGAAACUCUUUCCGGUAAAGAGCUACAUAAUAAAUUACUUAUUAUGAGAAAGCGACUUGAUGAUCCACAUGUACUUUCUGGAGAUGUAGUUUUUAAUAUGUUGAUAUCAUUUAGAGAUCUACAGGUAAACUAACUGGCAGUUAAUUUGUAUUAAAUUAAUAAAACUAAUAUUUUUAAAUGUUCUUUUUAUUAGGACUAUGAUGCAAUGGUUCAACUUGUUGAAGAUAUACAAACUAUUCCAAAUAAAAAAAAUUAUAUUCAAACACCAGCAUUGCGAUUUUUAUAUCCUUUUGCUUUAAAUAGGUUAUUAAAAUUAACAUUUUUUCAGUUUAUAUAUUUAUUCAAUUUUUCAUACAAAUUAUUUAAAUUAUAUUUUCAGGCGUAACAAACCCGGUGAUCGAGAAAAAGCAUUGCAAGUAAUUGAACUAGCAUUGGAAAAGAAAGAAAAUCAUAUACCCGAUAUGGUUUGCUUAUGUGGUCGUAUUUAUAAAGAUAAAUUUGUGGAAUCAUCAUAUGAAGAUAAAUCUGCUCUUCAACAUGCUAUUUAUUGGUAUCGAAGAGGAUUUGAAGUACAACCAAAUGAAUAUGCUGGAAUUAAUUUAGCCACAUUAUUAGUAAUUGCUGGGAAUGAAUUUUCAAAGUCUGAAGAACUUCAACAUAUUGGUAUAUUGGAAUUAUUUUAUUUUAUUACUGGGAGAUUAAUUUAAUAGUAAUGCGUAUGAAGUAUACUUGCCUAUGUUUUGAAAAUAAGAGUUAUUUAAUAAUAGGUAUGGUUUUGAACAAUUUAAUUGGUAAGAAAGGAAGUUUACCAUCAGUUAAGAAGUACUGGACUGUAGCAACAUUUUUUGAAAUGAGUGUAUUAGCAGAGGAUUACAGUAAAGCAAUCCAAGCUGCUGAAUGUAUGUUUAAUCUAAAACCUCCAAAUUGGUUAGUUUAUGUGCUAUUAUUCAUUGUGUAUAUGUCCAUAAAGUUAAAUUUUUUGUUUUCUAUAGGUACUUAAAUUCAACAGUAGGAAAUAUUCAAUUAAUUAGUAAGUUCAGAAAGAAAAACGAAGAAAUUGAAUACACAACAGAAGAACAAAUUUUUAGUUUUUGGAUGGAUUAUUUUGUAGAAGCUACCAAAACAGAAAUUGAUGAAAGCAUUCGUUUUCCUGUGAGUAAAAUAAGUAGGAAUUGUUAUAGUUUGUAUUUUCUAAAAAAAAUGUGUGUAACCUAUGACAAUAAUUUUUAUUUUAGAUAUUAGUUUUAGAACCAUCAAAAGUUCUAUUACCUAGUUAUGUAAAUGUAAAUCUUGGUGCUGAAGACAAAUCAAUCCGCAUUUGGAAUCUAUGUAAGAAAACUAUGACUUGUAAAAAAGUCCAUGAUUGGCUGUUUGUUGCUAGUAUGAUUAGAGGUGUAAGGUAUAAAUAACUUAAAUUAGUUCUCAGUCCAUUAAAUUACGAUUAUAAUGUUAUAAUUAAAUUUUUGUUUAUUUGUAGUUUAUGCAAAAAAGAUGAACGAUGUUUAUUUUUAUAUGUACAUGAAAAUUCUAAUGAUUUUCAAAUGUAUUUUCCGUCAUCUCAGUUUCGUCAAAGGUUUUAUGAUCUUGUUUUAAAAAUGACUAAAGAUGAAGUAGGAGUGAUGACUAACCUAGAUGAAGAUUCAACAGAAGAUCAAAUUAAUGUACUUGGUUUUGUUUAUAAUGAUAUUUAUAUUUCACAUAAUCACAUACAUUUUAUUAUAGUAAUAAUCUUCAAUUUUAGUUUGAAUAUGAAUUGGAUGAUUUGCAAAAAAAAAUUGUUCUCGGUACGGGAACAUAUGGUAUUGUCUAUGCAGCCCGUGACCUUGACACACAAGUGCGUAUUGCUGUGAAAGAAGUACCAGAAAAAAAUUUAGGGUACUAAUUAAUUUUAGUUUAUUUACAAAUUAAUUAUAAUAAUGAUUAUUAAUUAUUUUAAUAAAAAUACAUUAUUUAUUUUUAGUGAUGUUCAGCCACUGCAUGAAGAAAUAAAACUCCAUUCUCAAUUACAUCAUCGAAAUAUUGUACGGUAUUUAGGAUCAUUAUCUGAAGAUGGUUUUUUUAAAAUAUUUAUGGAACAAGUACCAGGAGGUUUGUUACCACUUGUUGGUGAUAAAUUUUACUAAAAGAAUAUUAAAUAAAAUAUUAAAAAUAUUCAAUAUUUUAGGAAGUCUUUCUGCUUUAUUACGUUCAAAAUGGGGUCCACUUAAAGAAAAUGAAUCUACUAUUUCAUUUUAUACUAAACAGAUUUUAGAAGGAUUAAAAUAUUUACAUGAUCAAAAAAUUGUACACCGUGAUAUAAAAGGUGAUAAUGUCUUGGUUAAUACCUACAGUGGUGUAGUGAAAAUAUCUGAUUUUGGGACAUCUAAACGUCUUGCUGGAUUGUGUGUUAGUACUGGAACUUUUACAGGCACAUUGCAGUAUAUGGCACCUGAAGUAAUUGAUAAAGGACAAAGGGAAUAUGGUGCACCAGUAUGUUCAAGGUUUCAGUAAAUAAAAAAAAAAUAUAAUUGUUAAUUAUGUUAAUUUUUGGAUAGGCUGAUAUAUGGUCAUUAGGAUGUACAGUUGUAGAAAUGGCAACUGGUAAACCACCAUUUAUAGAACUCGGAUCAGCAGAAGCAGCAGUUUUUAAAGUUGGUUUUUAUAAAAUUCAUCCAGAUAUACCAGUUGAACUCAGCGAACGAGCUAAAAAUUUCAUAUUACGCUGUUUCACUGUUGAUCCAGAUCAACGAGCAACAGCUACAGACUUACUAGAUGAUUUAUUUAUGUUUGAGUAUGUACACUUAAUUAUAAAUAUAAAAUAAUCGAUUGGUAUCCUAAAUAAUAUAAUAAUACUUUUGUGCAAUUUUAGAAAGAAGAAAACGUCCAAAGCAUUGACUGCUCUUCUUGAACGUAGUGUAUCUGUACCUGCGGAGAAGGGUUUGAAACCCAAUCAAGUAUCUAUUGAUCAAGAACAUAUUGAACAUAAUGAAAAUCCUAACAAACAACGAGUAUUGAAAGAAGACAGGUAAAUAAAUCAAGAUAUUUAUAUCUGUAUUCCAAUAGCAACAAUUAGUUUGAUUACUAAAUAUUAAUACUCUAAACAUUUUUUGAUGGUUGAGGUUUUAAGCAUGUUAUUUCUAUAAUUUAAUAAUUGAUUUUAAUUUAAUAGUUUUUUAAUGUCUAUUAAUUUAUAAGUAGAACAUAGAUUUGUAUAUACUUAAAAGUAUCAAAAUAUGUCAUAAUAUGUAGUAAAAACUAAAAAUUGUAUUAGGUAUAAAAAAAAAGUAUAAAUGCAUAAAGAAUUCAUGGUAAAUAAAUACAUAUAUAUUUCUGUUUAAAAAUAAAAUAGAAUACAAUACUCAAAAUUGAUAGGUUUCGUUUAGUUGAACCUCUUUUCCUAAUAAUAUUUUAUUCAUUUGGCUUUAUCAAGUUCUUUAAUAACACAUUUUGCAUCUUCUGCGAGCUUUUCAAUUGUCUACCUAUUUGAAUUUUAUAAAAUAUUCCUUGUACCUUAUAUUAAGCAGCGUCUAUCUAUAUCCCUUACAUUAUAAUUGUUGCGGUGAGAGUUAAAGGUAUAUUUUCCAUUUCAUCUCUGAAAAUUGUAAUUCUGUUGGAUGAUUUUAAAAAUAUUUUUCAUCGACAAAAAUUGUCAGCACAGUGAUAAUUAGAUAAAAGUUUCACUUUAUAGCUUGCAAAUAUUAUAAAAUUAAAUUUAUUUCAUUGAUAAUGAUGAGAUUACAGUCGGUGAGCUAUUUCUUUUAAAAUGAUGAGAUUAUCUCCACUAUUUUUAAUGAAUAUAUAAUACAUAUUUUAAAUUUAGAUGGCUUUGUCGCUAUCUAAUUGACAUUUUUUCGUGACAACACAUUGAAAUAUGUAAUGAAUAUGCAUUUACGAUCAAAUAUGCAAAACAAAAUUUUAGGAGUGAAUUUCAAUUAGUAUGAUUUCUAAAGAUUACUGACAAAAAUUGAAAAAGACAAACAUACCUUGUACAUGUGUGCAGCCAUUAUUAUAGGUGGGAUAUUGGAAAGGUAGGAUACAGAAUGUUUUAAUGUAUAUCUGUAAGCAACAAUAAACCAUUGCUAACAAAAAAAUGAUUCUAAGCACAGUUUAGUUGAUGGUGAUGCUUUGUCAACAAUAUAUAUGUCAUAUUAUGAUAAGAUAAUUUAAUAUGCAUUAUUUAUUUUUUUUAUAAUAAUUGUUUAAUAUUGUACCAAUUUCCCCGGUUUUUCUUAUUUGCUGGGAAAAUCAAAAAAUGACCUCUCUAAAGUACCUGCCCAGUCAGAUUUCCUUUCAGGAAAAGUGCUAUCAUUGUAAAUCUGAUCAAAAUUGCUGGUAGAAUAGUUAUUCACUGGAAAAAAGAAAGCCAUUAUAUUUGUUGACUAUACCUACAUUUCGUACAUUUUUCCAUUUAUUCUUAGUUUUUUUUUUUUUCGAUUUUUCACAUUUUAUGAGAAAAUUGAAAAAUUACCUUCCUAAAGUAUUACCCCAAAAAAUUUCCUUUCAGAAAAUGGUAUACAUUGAAGUAACCUUAUUGAUAGAAUAAGUAUUCACAAAAAAUAAAUAUUUUUGUAAAACCAAUACAUUCUUCACUGUGUUCAGAAUCUAAAAUGUGAAAAGGAAGAAAAUAUACAAAAACAUACAAAUCCGUGCUGUAUUUAUAAGUAUACAGUGUUUAUUAAUAACGUAAAUUAUUAUUGAAAAAUAUAAGUUCAUAAAUAAAUCUGUAGCUUUUAAUAAAAUUAAAUUAAUGUAAUAUUAUUUUUACUAAUUAUUGAUUUAUUUAAUUGAAUUUAAAACUAUUAUAGUCCAUUAAUAUUAUUUUAUAUAUCAUAAACCAAUAAUAAUUCUUAAAAGUCAGUUUUCUGUUCACUGCAAUUAAUAUUAAUGAUUAAUUGUUCAAAUUGCUUAUCCUGUUAUGAAUAAAAUGUGUGCUUUAAAAUGAAAUUAAAGGUACUUAAUUUUGAUAAUUUUAUUGACUUAUAAAGUUAGAAUAUUUAUUUUACUUCUCUGGUCUAAACUUUAAACUAUUAUAACUCAUAAAUGAUAAAUCUGAUAUUAGUGUUAUGCAUAUCAAAAUUUCUAGAAAAAUAUUCUGUAUUAAAAUUGGAGUUCAAAAAGGGAAGUUUCUUUAUGAAAAUCAAUAGUAUGUACUUAUUUAAGGUACACGGAGUAGUGGUAAAAAAUGAAAAAUGGUUUUAAAAUAAAGCUGAAUCAAUUCCAUAAUGAUUAGAAAAAACAAAAAUCAAAUUCACUUAAAAAAACUUUGAGAUAAUUGUUGGUUCAUGAUAAAAAAAAUCACUCUAUAUAACAUAAUUAUUGUUAUUAUUAAUUAUUUAUUUUCGAAUUUGAUUAAAAAUUAUCAAUACAAAUGUGCCAAUAAUGUCAGAUCAAGAAUAAAAACUAACAAAUAUACAUCGCACGAUGGGGGGGGCAUUGUUGUAGGUGAGAAGUUGGGAAGGUAAAGGGGAAAUUGAAUGUAAACCUAUACACGAUUCAUCAUUGGUAACAAAAAACGUAAGGCAGCGUUCAAUUAUACAUGUUUUGAAAGACUGUAAUAUUUAAGAUUUGAAAAUCAAACAAUUUGUAAAUUUUCCCAUUUUUUCCCACUAAUUAUGAAAACCCCUGGGAAAAUCAAAAAAAAAUAUCUUCCCAAAGGACCAUCACAGUAAAAUUUUCUUUCACUUUAAAUUCCACACUUAAAGUAACAUUUCUAGUAUAAAAGUUGUUAACACAAAAAAAAAAUGCGUCCUAUGAUAAUGGGAAUGGGUGCAGCCAAUGUAAUUUAAUGUAUACCUGUAACCAAAGAUAAACUGUUCUUUAUGAAAAAACGAUUCUGAGCAAGGUUCAUUUGAUAGUGAUGCUUUGUCAGCAAUAUAUGUGCCAUAUUAUAGUAAAAUCAUUAAAUAGACUUCAUAUAUUUUCUUUAAUAAAAUUUGUUUAAUGUACCGAUUUUUCUAGUUUUUCACAUUUGUUGGGAAACUCUUGGGAAAAUCAAAAAAUUACCUCUCUAAAGUACCUCCCCAGUCAAAUUUCUUUUCAGAUAAAUUGCUACUAUAAAUAAGAACAAAUUUGCUCAUAAAAAAAGUUGAGUACAGAUAUGAAAAAAAAAAACAACUUUGUAAAACCAUAAGUUUUUUUGCUCCACUCAGAAUCUAAGAUAUGUAAAACCAAUACAUUCCUUGCUCCGCUCAGAAUUCAAAAAGUGUUUAAGUAAUAAUUAUUAAACUUAAAUGUUUUGUGGUUUAUGUUUUUAAGCUGUGUGCAUAUUGGUUUAUGGGAUAUUUUUAGUAACUGACAAUUUUGUAGAGUACCUAUAUAUUUUUUAUGAAUUCAUUUUUUUAAUAAUAAACAUUUUAAUUUCAAUGAUAUUUUUGUUUUACUCGUUUUAAUGUAAAUGAUUUAUUACAAAAAAAAACAACAAAUUUUCAUAUAAUUAUGUCAUUAUUUCUAUUACGUAUAGCUAUAAUGUGAUCAAAUAAUUAAUUUAAUCAUUAGUGUCCACUAUUAUUGAAUGGCGUAAAUAAUAUAAUAUUUGCAUUACAUAUAUAACGUUGCUAAUGAUAAACGCAUAAAAAAAAAUGCUUCAGAUUUAUGCUACUAAUGUGUUACUUAGUGAGGGCGCUUACAUUGGAGUGUGUUUGUAUACAGCUGGUUAACAAUAUCCCAACCUGAAAAGAUCAAACAAAAUCAGUUCCUUUCUUCCAUCAGUUUACCAGAUAUGCAGUACUCUUUCAACAGGUAUAUUUUUUGAUUUGUUAUAUAGAAUAUAACAUUAUGUUAUGGUGUAAUAACUAAUGAAGCAUAUAUUAUAUUCAUUUAUAUAUAUUUUAUAAUGUGGUAAAAUCGCUAUAUAAGGGGUUUUUUUUUUAUAGUUUAGAUGGGCAAAAAAAUAAUCGACGGCAGUCUUCGGGGACAUUAUUGUCACCUGAAAUUGACAUGAGUACAGCAGGCAGUACUGCUGAAGCAGAACAUGAUGGUUUUUUCAUGCUAAAAAAGGACUCUCAGCGAAGGACCACAUUGGCUAAAGUACUGGCUCAUGACCAGUCUACUCUAGGCAAGAUUUGGCUGUCAUCCAUACGCCGGGAGUUUGGUCAGUCCAUGUUGGCCAACGAACAUUUGGAAAUGUUAAUGAUGGGUCUCCGAGAUUACAUCACAAACCAGAAUAGGACCGUUGUCGAGCAAACUAUAUAUAGUCUCAAAGAGAAAUUAAACUUUGACUUGGAAGCCAUGCAUCAGCUACACAUCUCAUUAUGCUUUUUCCAAAAAGCGGUGAGUUAUAUGGUCUAUUAUUCUAUUAGACAGAUUUUUAAAAUUGAUCAAUUGCAUACGGAACUUGACCUAUAUUAUAAUUUUCACACACAAUUCAGAAGCACCGCCAAUUAUAAUGACCGUAUUCAAAAAAUAUACUGUAUUUUUGCUCUUCUUUAAAUUUGUGGUUAUUUUUUUUGUUAUUAGGCCAAAUGCCAAAUUUUGUGUAGGUCUUAUGUUUUAUUAUUUCUUUAAAUAAAAUAUGUAAUAAUGAAAAAAGUACUUCACACCAUGGGUUAGGUUAUAUUGGACAAUUUAAUUUAUAUCUGUACACAAUGAUAAAUCAUUUGAACUAAAAUUGUAUUAGUUUAUAACUAUGAAAUUGUCUACUUUUUUUUAUUUAUCAUUUUUGUAAAAUUAAAGAGUAUAAUCCAUAUAAAUCAGAUGAUAGUACGCAAAAUUCUAUUAUUUUUCAAAUUGUCAUCAAAAUUUGAAUUUUAAAUACUUAAAAAAAAUUAUAAAGUUUUGUCUACUCAAAUGUAAUAAAACGAUGAACAUAGAUAACACAGUUCGCAGGUAACAAAUCACCAUAUUUAUAACAAACUAGCAAUCCAUAAAUUGUUGAUAUUUUGGUGAAAAAUCAAAGGAUGAUAAACAUAGGAAUGUAACAAGCGUAAGAAAAAAUGUAUUUACUAAUUUUAUAUUUUUUUAUUUUUUAAAAAUUAAUGCCUAUCAAUUGUUGAAAUGACUAUUUGUAACUUGUGUUGUCUAAUAUUCAGCUGAUAUUUAUAUUCCAAAUUACAAUGUAAAUUUUAUACCAUUUUAAAUAUACGCAGCAGCAGCUAUUUGAAUGGUUAUUUGUAUCAUUUGUAUUUGUAUUCUGACGCUGUAAGUUACACCAAAGUUUUCAUGAAAAAUUCAAAUAUUAUAUAUUACAUGUUUUAAUUUCUGAUGUAACAGUUCAUCAAGUGUUCCGUGUUGCAUGUUCGUUGUUUUAUUACACUAUUAUGUACACGCUAAAAUUAUAGAUUUUUAAUACUUUUAUUGUGCCAUUAAAACAUUAAAAUUUACAUAUGUUGUAACAAACCAUAUUUUGGGAGAGGGGUGAUGAUAAAGACGUACCUUUCUAAACUAGACUGUAACUCAAAAGUUAUCCAAUCAAAUUGAACUAUUUAUUUUAACUUUUUCGAUAGUUUCUGUACUUAAAACAAUGUUGAAAAUUAAUAUAUUAAUAUAUAAACAUAAUUUAAAAAAAAAAAAAAUGUAUUAGUAAUUAUAAUCUAAAUGUAUUUUGCAGAUAUAAUUAUUUGAUUUAACUAUAUAUUAUUGAUAAACAAAUUUUAAUUACAUAAUUUAAGAAAUAAGGGAAAUUAUGGAACAUACGGAAUGGAUAAUUAAAAAAUAUGGGACAAGUGUUGUUUAGAACAUUUGGUCUUGACAAUCCUGUAUAAUACAGGAUGUAUAGAAUCCUUAACAUAAAAAAAAUUAUAAACUAAAAGAACUCACAAAUUAUUUUAUUAAGUUAUCUAUAAAUAAUUCUAAAUAUUUCACAAUUUUUAAAAUCGCACUACUUAUUAAAAAAUACUAAUUAAAUAUUCUGUAAAUGUUAGUUUAUGAUUAUUUUGUGAAUUCCAAUAAAUAGUCAAAAUCAAAAAAUUUAAAAAAACCUACAAGGAAAAUAAAAAUUACCUAACUGCACCAACUACAUAAAAUUAUCAAUCAAAAACCAAAAAAUUGAUGACUGAAGUAAGAUUUCUGGAAGAAAACUGUUUUUAGAUAGCACAUAUAAUUUUAUGACAGAUAUAUUCCUUUUUAUUCCAAGCACAAAAGUUCCGCAAAGAUGGGGAGUCACCCAAUUCGACCAAAUUUAUUUUUCAUUAAAUUAUUUAUUUUAGCCUCCUAUAAUACUGUACCCAAAUAACAACCUGUGUACUGUACCUAUAAUAAAUAAUCAAACUUGAAGUGUCACUAAUGGGUCACUUCUUUAAUCAACUUCUUUCUUACAUUUAUGUAUGUCAUAAUAUCAAAUAUUCUUACUAUGCUAUUAGUGUAUAGAUGGUUUAUCGCAAAAUAAAAAUUUAAACAAAACAUCUGCUUUGUUUUGCUCACCCACCCAAAUUCUUAUGGAACUGUGGUUUCUCAAAAACAUUGUUAAAAUGCCGAGCCUAAAUCAUAAACGUUCCACUUUUUCAGGCUAAAUCCGUUCUUAGGUUGCGUAACAUCAAGCCUCAUUGGAUGUUUGCCCUAGACAACUUGGUACACAGUGCUGUGCAAGCAGCAAUUACAGUUCUAAAACCUGGUGAGUACCUACUAUACAGAAUUAUAAAUUUACGAGUAACAAUAAUUUGGUGUUUUUUUUUUAUGAAAUUUUUAAUAAUUUAAAGUAACUAAAUUCCUGUAUUAUAUAGAAUUUGAAGAACCCAAACCGGAUAGCAGCAUUUUCUCCAAUGACACAAAAAAUAGUUUACCUUCAUAUGACUCGUCAGUAAAGUCCCACAAGACCGAUGACAGUAGCUGUUGUUCCUCAGAAAGUCCGUCUUUGAUGAAGGGUAAACACGAGCUGCACAGACGCACGCUGGUAUUGCAGACAGAAAAUCACAGGUAUUUACAAAUGUUUUCCCAUUUCCCCAUAUUUAUACAAAAGACAUAUACCAAAAACCAUUAUUUUUCAAUGAGUGACAUAAAUGGUUUAUUUAAUAGUUAAAUCAAUAAUUCCUUCCUUGUCAUAUUCUAAACACUUGCUCACAUUAUUAUUAUUUAUUGGUACACAAAUUAUAUAAUGGUAGAUGUGUCAAUAUACCUAGUGAUAAAUUACUGUACGUUAUAGUUACACUAUUAAAUGGUAGGUUAGGACCACUAAAUUAUUGUUAUUAAUUGUAGAUGUAGUUUUUAUUAUUUUAAAUAAUUUCUGUAUUAACAAAUUGUGUAUUUAAUAAAAAAAUAUUUAGAUGGUUGAUAACUCUAGCUCAAUACAGAAAAGCAGAAAUUUGGGAAAAUGUCAUCCAAUAUGGAAUAACAGUGAUUACUGAUUAUUGGAUGUUUGAGAGACAAUAUUAUAAACUCAUAAUUAAAAUAUGUACUUUUUCACAAAUGUUUAAUUUAUUGUAUUGUAUUUAAUUAUUUUAUUAUAAUAGUGUAGCCAGGAUUUCUUAUUUGUGGAACAGAUACAAAAUUGUUAAGUUUCAUAAUUACAUUUAAAAAUAAACUACUUAUUUAAUUUGUUGAAAUAUGAUAAACCUAUAAAGGUCCAUAUUACUGUAUAUAUAUUACUGUAUUAUUAAUAUAUUAAUAUAAUAUAUAUAUAUAUAUAUUAUAUUAUUAUAUUAUAUAUUAUUAUUAUAUUAAUAUAAUAAUAUUAGUAAUAUAUUAGUAUAUAUAUUACUGUAAAGGCAAAAUCUAUAAUUUCAACAUUUGUAUCAGCAAUGGUAUGGUGACAAAACUUAGACCUUGACGUACUUAUGAAAGAAAAAAAAUGAAUACAAAUUGUUAAAUCACUUAGAAUCAAUUUGAGGGCUGACACAAUUGCUUUAGGCAAACACCGGUCACCACACCACUGUGUAUCGGUUAUUAAUAUUUGGACUUUGUAUAUUUAUCAUAAUUUGAAUUAAUAUAUGUGUCAAUAUCAGUUAAUAAUAAUUAUGCAAUUUUGUUAUUUUUAUUAAAAAGGCAAAUAGCAAAUAAAUAUUUAUUAAAACCCAAUAAAAUAUGCAUUUAUACAUUCCAUUUUUUGUUUUUAGACUACAAGAAGAAUUAUUCGAAAGUCAAAAAUUGUACAACAGUUUGCUCAAAAAAAAACUGGAAGAUCAAAAAGGUCAAACAAUCCUCUUACAGUCAAUGAUUGAACAAAAUAUUGCAAUGUGCUGCAACUGUUGUCUUAAAUACAUACAUUUUGACUAUGAAAAAAGUUCAAAUGCUAAAGAUCUUAUUGAAUGGCUUCGUGGCAUCGGCAUAGAUGAACACUCAAUAAAAAAGGUAUCUUAAAAAAAAAAAAAAAAAGCAUUAUAAUAAAAUGCCAUAGCUUUUAAAUAUAUAUUUUCAACUUUAUAUUAAUAUAUUUGCUUUUUCACAGUUAGUUUACGAACAGUUUGAGUUGAACCAACUACAACAGGAUGUAACCAGAGAAGAUUUAAGAAAUCUCGGCUUGAAGUAAAUUAUUACAAUUAUUUUUUUUUAUAAAAAUUGUUUAUACUUACAUAAUUUAAAUAUUUAAAAUACAACCUAUUCAAAUUCAUUUAUCCCUUUAAGCAAGCUUGUGGUAGGAUAAAUGAAUUAUUACAAUUUGCAAAAUUUAAGUUAACAUUUAAAAUUUUUGAACUAUUUACAUUAUUACUGUUUAUUAUACACUACUUACAGAAUAAAUUCUAUGAUAAUAAUUGGGCAUUCAAUCAAUUAAAAAACUCAACACUUAUAAUAAUAUUGUUAGUUGAAGAAAUUUUGCUGAUGAUCACUAAAUAUAAUAUUGACCUAUAGGAAUCAUAAAAAUAUUAUUGUGUUAUUGUUGUUGUCCGGAUCCUAAAAGUUAUCAAUUUUUAAAUACAACAAAACUUUUUAAACAUUUUGUUCUUAAGUUUGAUUUGAGAAUUAAAAUGAUUUAAUAUCUUAUUAAUAUAGACGGGGCGUAGAGCUAAGACUGUGGAUUGAAAUUGAACGAUACAGGGCAUUAUCCAGUAGACCGGUAUCAUCAAUUAUGUCACCAAAUUCUACAAAUAAUUCUUCCGAGGGCCUACUACAUCUGAUGAGGAGCAAUUGUUGUGUUAAUAACAUCAAUAAAUAUAUGUAGAAUAUGUAGGAAUUUACAAUAUGAUAGUUAUUAGUUACCACCAUAUCUAUUUAUGUAAUUAUUAUUAUAUUUUUUAUACCAUGUGUAAUUUAUUUUUUUUUUUCUAAACAAAAUUAUUACUUGUUAUUUAAUUUAUAUUUAAUUGAUUUGUAUAUAUGUAUGGAAAAAUUAGCAAACAAAAUUAUUAUUACUUUUGGUCAGGAUAUUUGUUUGUCUAUAUGUUUAUACAGGUAUAUUUUACCCUUUGUAUUUUUAUCCUUUUAAAAAUAAUUUCAUUUUUCUAUGUUUGUG
Molecule: messenger RNA, 17165 nt
Organism: Cinara cedri
Lineage: Eukaryota; Metazoa; Arthropoda; Insecta; Hemiptera; Aphididae
Source: the annotation of a GenBank genome assembly